Erythranthe guttata (spotted monkey flower) is the source of this 1678-nucleotide messenger RNA. The record is from RefSeq and is a predicted model, not a curated record. Lineage: Eukaryota; Viridiplantae; Streptophyta; Magnoliopsida; Lamiales; Phrymaceae.
UUUCUCAUCUGGAUCGUACUUCAAGAACCCACCUUUGUUUCAUCAGGGUUGUUUCUUGAUCUUGGGGGGCCUUGAAUUUCCGAGGCUAAAAAUGUCUAUUCAACAAGGAAAUGCUGCAGAAACUAAAGAUGUUCCAGGUUCGAGUUUAUACGACCUCUUGCGAAUGGAAAAAUCUUCGAAAUGGAGUCAGUGCUCAAGGGAAUUGAAACAUUCCUCCUCUUCCAGUCCAAGAGGCAGGCUCGAGAGUCUGCUAUCGGAAUCCGGGAAUAGAGUUUGCGCUGAUUGCGGAUCACCCGAUCCUAAAUGGGUAUCUUUGAGCAUCGGGGCUUUCUUUUGUAUAAAAUGCUCGGGAGUACAUAGAAGCUUAGGAGUCCAUAUAUCAAAGGUUUACUCGGUGAAGCUCGAUGAAUGGACGAAUGAUCAAGUAGAUGCUUUAAUAGAAAUGGGUGGAAACGUUGCAGUCAACUUGAAAUACGAAGCUCGUAUUCCCGACCAUUAUAGAAAACCAAGACCCGACUCUUCCGCAGAGGAGCGCACCGAUUUUAUAAGGAGAAAAUACGAGCUGCAUCAGUUUUUGAACUGCGAUUUACAGCUGUACUGCCCGUUUCCAACUCUGCCCUCCUCACAGUGCAGUCCUUCGGGCAGCUGCCCUUUAUCUCUAUUGCCCCUCGACAAGAAAAGUUACGAAAAACAAACCACGGCCCACAAAAGCCAUGGCCUUGGCCACGCAUUUCGUAACAGCUGGCGAAGACCCGAGCCGAAAAUAACCAAAAAGAGCAACUCUAUGGCAGGUAUGGUUGAAUUUGUAGGACUUAUUAAGGUUAACAUAGUACGAGGGACGAACUUAGCGGUUCGAGAUAUGGUGACAAGCGACCCCUACGUAAUCCUCUCGCUCGGAAAUCAAUCGAUGAAGACAAGGGUCAUCAAGAAUAACCUUAACCCCGUUUGGAACGAGAGUCUAAUGUUGUCGAUUCCGGAGAAUAUACCUCCUCUUAAGUUGCUAGUUUACGACAAGGAUACAUUCUCGACCGAUGAUUUUAUGGGAGAUGCCGAGAUCGACAUCCAGCCGUUGCUUUCAGCUGCAAAGGCUUCGGAGAGCUCCUCGAUUAACGAGUCGACUCAGCUCGGAAAGUGGAAAGCGAGUCACGAGAACACACUCGUCAAAGACGGUGUUAUCACGUUAGAAGACGGUAAGGUCAAACAAGAAAUCUCCAUUAAAUUGCAAAAUGUUGAAAGAGGAGUUUUGGAGAUUGAGCUCGAAUGUGUGCCCCUCACACAAUAGUACGUAGGUGCGAACGGAAUCUAAUCGAUACGUAAAAUCAUAACUCCGUUUUCCUCGAUUUCUCCACACAAAAAAAAGAAAAAGGAAAGUGCAAUAUCGGGAGAUGGUGAUUCAAUCGAAGAAAUUGUGCGCGAAAUGGCGAUAUUUAUUUCGAGAUGGUGACCUGGACAAUUUAGGCUCUGUUUGGCCUAUAAUGCUAGUUUUCGACAUGCAAAUAUAGAUGACAAUGCUAGUUUCUCUGUAACCGAAACAAUUGUAUACACAUAAUUUGAAUCUUUGAUAAUGUAUAGAAAAAUGCCAACAUUCGGAGAAAAUAUAAAGAUUGUGAAAAUAGAGAAGCAACAUCGUGUGUUGACUAAAAUCCUCGUUUGGUUUGGGAGAUUAGCCAUUACAUCA